Mustela lutreola (European mink) is the source of this 8367-nucleotide messenger RNA. It is a transcript of the gene PTPA, whose product is annotated as protein phosphatase 2 phosphatase activator. The coding region runs from base 4309 to 5352 and encodes 347 amino acids. Gene Ontology annotation, molecular function: peptidyl-prolyl cis-trans isomerase activity; protein tyrosine phosphatase activator activity. The transcript is spliced from 4 exons. Gene Ontology annotation, biological process: mitotic spindle organization. Gene Ontology annotation, cellular component: nucleus; protein phosphatase type 2A complex; cytoplasm. The record is from RefSeq and is a predicted model, not a curated record. NCBI's taxonomy places the organism in Eukaryota, Metazoa, Chordata, Mammalia, Carnivora, Mustelidae.
AUCCUGGGGCUGCCCACCGCACCCUGCUGCUUUGCUCCAGAUCUUGGGCCAGCUUCUCUGACGCUGCAGGCCUCAGUGUCUCUCUCGGUCUGCGGGAUGGGCACCCAGAGAAUCUCUGAGGCCUGGCUCUGCCCUGUGACCGAGUCAAGGCCCUGCAACUCAGGGUCCUGUCAGAUGGCCAGAGGCCCCUCACAGCCGUGUCUCCCACGGGGACAUGUAGGCGGACGGGCUUUGGAGGCAGCAGCCAAGUUGGUGCUCCUCGGGCGUUGGUGGGUCUGAUCCCUGGGCAGGUGGGGGUCUCCUGGAAGGCCCAGAGCUGACAUUUCUAGCAGCCACUUCAGGUGGUCCUCCUGCUCUCUGGUGGGAGAACAGCGUGAGGACAUGGGUUCCCAGAGCUCCCCCCGCUGGGAGUUACUGCCCAGCUCCUGAGGGCGUCCUCUGCCCUCUUUCCCCUUUGGCACCUCUUUGGCACCAAGUAGGGAGGAGACAUUUUCUUGCCAUCCUGUCCCUUUUGCUAGCUCUUUUCACAUCUGUGCACACCAAUGCCAGAGCUGUGUGACCUUGGCCAGGGAAGGGCCUCCAUGUGAAGUCCUUCGCCCAGAGUCACGAGUUCUCCAAGUCCCCUCUUUCCGCCCUCAGGCUGGUGGUCUUUGAUGUUGUCCCGUGCCCAUCUCCUGACGUUUCGCCAUUCCUCUCCCACGGAGGGAGGGGUGCUGGUUCUCUGGGUCUAUGUCAUUAUGCUCCGCACUUACACAGACCCCAUCAGUGGAGGCAGGGGCACGGGGAGAAGAGGGCAUUAGAGGCUCGCCUGUGGCUUGGUAGUAUAGAUGCUUCCAGUUGGCCCUGUUCCCUCUGCAUGGCCUUGAAGGGGUUAAUGGUGCUGGAACUGACCGGGCCUGGCCCUCUCUCUCCCUUCCGCCCCCUCCCCCUCUGGUCCCCUUCCUCUGGACUUCACAUCCUGUGUUUAGGUUCCAGCCCACAUACCUCUCUAAUCUGAGAGGCGCGGGCUGCCCUGCUGCUCCUUCCGGGCUGGCCCAGUGGGCCCUCUAGUCCAGCUGUCCCCUGCCUGGAGAGCUCCCAGGGCACUGCCCUCUGGGUGUCCUAUUGUUCCUGACAAACCCCCCCCACCUGCCCCCGCCAGUCCCCUAGUGGGUGCCGAUGAGGAACCCCUUCACACUGCUGGGGGCUCUGUGCAGCGGGAGUGGAGCGCCUGACCCCUCCGGCCUCCCAGCCCUGCUCCCGGCUGCCACUGCCACGGCCAGGACUCCUGGCGGCCAGGGCUCUGGGCCUUUCCUGCUUGGGGUCCGAAGUGCUACCCUUCCUGCAUUGCUCUCCCUCGAAGGACUCACUGGAAACUUAUGGGGGUGGUGGGGGUAGGUGGCCCUCAGGGCAGAGCAGAAGCCCCUGCUCCCUUCCCCUGCCUUCCCCUCGCAGAGCUCCGGCCUGAUGGGCUAGGGUUCCACACAGCGCCACAGUCGCAGGAACAAAACAGAACAGUUUAGAAGUUGUGGGAUUUCUGUGGCUGUGCACCGUGGGCCCUGCAGCUCAGGCCCAGACCGGGGGGUCCCCAGGGGACCCCAGUGCGCCCUUCCCAAACCCGGGGGAAGCUGUAGCUCUGCGUGCGAGCAGGCGUGGUGUGGGCUGGCAGCCUUGCGGGGGGCUAUGUGGCGACCAGACUCCUCUGUCGGACGGCGCUGGGGCCCCUGACUCCGGGUUUAGAAACCCCGCAUCUCUGUGAUGUUCGGCGCUCGUUUAUAAGGUUCUAGUGGGUACCCCUUGGUCUUUUGGCCCCUGAGAGCCCGUGGGAUUGCCUGCCCCCUUCCCAGAGGCCCCAGGGAAAAGACUCAUGUUUUCAGGUCAUCUCUCAGUCAGUGGGCAGGACCCACAAGUCUUGAAGUCCGGAGCAGGGUUAGCAAGAUCAGGGCCACCAGAGCUGGCUCUUGGAGGGGGGUUGGUCCCCUGAGCUGCCAUAGAGGCCUGACCAGGCCUGGCAUUAGGUGGCCUCAGGAUUUGGGACCCGCUGUGUGCAUCUCUGCCCCUGCCUUUCCAAAGUGAGGAGGAAACGUGUUCAGUACCCUUACUGGUGGCGGGGCCUGUCUUUCCCGAAGGCUGUCACUGCUGGCGCUCCCUUCCGGAGGGCCUUGUCAUGGCCUGGAGAGCCCCUUCUCCCCCUUGAAACACCAGCACCUGGAAGGGCCUCCAGAUCUGGGCCUCCAGCUGGAAGGUCUGUGCUGGGUGGACUGAGCCCAAGACGCCCUUCUGCCCCGUCCACCGCCACUGCCCCCCUCCACCGACGGCUAGCUGGGAGAAGGCUUGCCCAUAGGCUCCCUUCCACUGUUGCUGUUGUCCUGCAGCCCUGGCCUGCCUUUGCCCCAGGUAGCCUCUUACCUUGAGCCCAGUCCUUCUCCUGUGCUGGGGCCCUGGGGGGACUUGUUCUGGGUCCCCAAGGCAAAGUGCAGAGAAAUGCCCCUGCCCCCUCCUGCUAAGCCUCUCUGGCCUUUGCAGCUUCUCUUGAGUGAGAGCUAGAAGCAGGGUGACCUUUGACCCUUUCUGGAAUUCCAGGGCUCUAGGGGCCCCUUUUACAAACUCCCACCACUUCCUUGAUGACAUAAGCACAAUGGCAGCUGCCUUUGCCUCUGGCUUGGAGCUCUGCUGUUCCUCCUCCCCGCACCCCAGGGACCCGGCUCCUGCCUGCUCCCCACUUUUUCCAUUCCGGGCCCCCGCAGUCUGCCUGUGGCCUGGAGCUCGGCUCCCACACUGGACUUCGUUCUGCGUCCUUCUUCCGUCGCAUGGAAAGAUUGUCCUUUUCCUGCUCAGCUCCUGGGCCCCCUUUAGGCCUUGGCUGUCCCCCACUUGACGUACACACAGCUGGUCAAGACCUCUUUGUUUCUGCACCUGGUUGUUGAAGCGAGGGGACCUGGGCCAGUGGUGGCACACCUUUGUCCCCCUGAGUUAGGAGGAGGCUGAGGCCACAGUCACAGAGCAGGACUUGCCCGAUCUGAAGCUUGCCUGGAGAAGUUUCCUGUGAUCCAGCACUUCAAGUUUGGGAGCCUGCUGCCCAUCCAUCCGGUCACCUCAUGCUAGGGGCGGAGCAGCCCCAGCCACCCGGGCCACCACCGUUCCUGUGCCUGCCCUCCCGUGCCCCGGCUCCAGUCACUCCCUGCCCCCUCCCCCUGUUCUUUCUGUUUGCUGAGAGGCUGUUUGCUGGGGUGGGCGGUGAGCACGGGGUUGAGGGAGGCUCAAGGCAUAGGGGUGUAGGACCCACAGUGAAGGGAGAAGUGACCAAAGUGGGGCCCGUUUCCCCAUGGCGGGGGCGGGGUGUGCUCGGGCCCCAGUCCUGCGCUUGGCCUUCCUCUGCUGCUUACCCGUCUGGUCCCGCUCGAGACCCGACCCGGCUGGCCUGCACCCCCGGGAGGGAAGGGGGUUGCGGUUUGCUUUCCUCUCCCAGGUCCCGUUGCCUUCUUAGGGGUUCGAGUGGUUGCUUCCCGGGGGUUGGGUCUGUUACUGAAGCCAUGUUUGGGUGGGUGUCUGGGGGUUCCGAAGGCUGCAGGCUGAGGCUGGCGGCCAGCCUGGGGUGGGCUCGGGAACCGAAGAGCAUCAGCCCCUGGGCGUGCUGGUGCCUGUGUCCAGCGCCUCAUCCUGGCUUCUCUGUUCUUUGCCCUUUGGCUCUGCUGGGUUUUCUGGCCAUAACCACUCCUGCCGCCCUCUACCGGGGUGGCUUCUGGAAGCUGACCUUUGGGUAGGCACUGGGUACGGGGCCUGCUCACUGGCUGACCCGGUGAGGCCUGCCUUUCCGAAGUUUCUCAGGCUGGGAGGGGGUGGCCAAGACAGGGAGGGGCUGGGGCCCACUCGGCCUGUGGGGGACCUGGAUUCCUCAGGAAUCUUAGCUUCUGCUCCCUCUUCCCUGCUGCUUCUCCAGGGUCCUUUGGCCCUGUUUCCCUGCCCUUCAGGGCAGUGGGUCAGGGGCCGCUGGAGCGCUCAGCAGCAAUUCCCCUCCCGAAUCCUCCCCUCUUCCUGAACUUCACCGACUGGCUCUCCAGGACAAGGCAGCCAUGCCGCCCUUCCCCAAGCCCAGGUUUGGCUCUGUGGGUUGGCAGGGGCUGGGCUGGGUGAGGGGUUGCCGGCAUGCCAGGUCCUGAGUUUUUUUUUCUAGGCCUGCUUUUGGGCUAGCCUCUUGCAGGCUCUCCCUGGCUCAAGCCCAGGCCUGCCUUUCUCCACUACCCCACCCUCUGUCUGGGCCCACAUCCCUUUGGGAAGGAGGAGCUCCCAAGAAGCACAAUUAGGGGCUUGACCCUCACAUCUGGGCCGAUGGCCUGGGCAGAGGCUGGGACAGGAACCACUAGAGUCACGGAAACUGUUUUCCUAGGAGAGGCCCAGUACUGGCCUCCCUCCCAGGGUCCAGACCACCGCCUUCCUGGCUCCUCGUGCCCUGUCCUCGUCGUGCCCCUCCAGUCCCCUGCGCCUUUAUUGCUGUUUGGAUUAAAGCCUCUGUUUUGCACCUGUCACCCAUGUGAGGUGUGUCUUUUCAUGCCACCUGUUGAUUCCUUCUCCACGUGCCUGUUUGUCUCCCUAUCAGGUCCCCUUCCUGCAGGCCCAGGUGCCUGGGGCUUGGCUGGCUCAGCGGCCCCUGGGCCGAGCCUUCCCUGGGCAGCCAGUGAACAUGCAGCGGUCACCCAAGCAGGCCCUGGCGGGUCCUGGCUGUCCCCACCUGCAGCUGGAAGCCCUGUCCGUUGUGUGCUGAAGAGGGGACGCUGCCGGCAGCGAGGCCUCGGAAAGAUGCCAGGCUGUUCGUCCCUUCUUAGCAGACGGAAGGUGGACCCUCGCAACGACUCGUGCCUCCUGCCUUGUCAGCUCUUACCAGUGUGGCAGCCUCCUCUCUGGUCUCCUGACUCCACUCUGCCCUCCAAACCCCGGUUCCACACUGAGCUGCUCAAAGGUAAGUUCCCAUCAUUGUCUCACUGCUGGCGGAGCAGUCCACCACAUCAUCUGGGUCCUCCGAUCCCUUGCACUCUCCCCUGCUUCCUGCCCUGCAGGCACACUGCUCUCUCCUGGUCCUCUCAGAUGCCAACCUCAUUCCUGCCCCAGGACCUUUGUACCUGCUGUUUCCUCUGCUUGGAUUGCUUGGGUCUCCUGGUGAGCAGAGGUUCUGUCUGGUUGUUCAGGGCUCUGUUCAGAUGCCGCCACCUCCUAGGGGCCCUCCCUGCUUUCUCUGAGUUGCUGCUGAGGGAGCCUCCCCCAGGACAGCCGUUCCCCAACCUGCCCUCUGUUGUACCUGCCUCUAUGACACUCAUCAUGAUCAGAAUUUAUUAUCUGUUGAUUUGCUUACUUGGUUAUCAUCCCUUCUCUCAAUAGAACAUAAGCUUCAGGGGCGCCUGGGUGGCUCAGUGGGUUAAAGUCUCUGCCUUCGGCUCAGGUCAUGAUCCCAGGGUCCUGGUAUAGAGCCCUGCAUCGGGCUCUCUGCUCAGCAGGGAGCCUGCUUCCUCCUCUCUCUCUGCCUGCUUCUCUGCCUGCUUGUGAUCUCCGUCUGUCAAAUAAAUAAAUAAAAUCUUUAAAAAAAAAAAAAAAAGGAACAUAAGCUUCGUUGGAGGGCAGGAAGCAGGUUUAUGUGGUCACCACUGAAAUCUCCAGGGCCUGGAACAUGAAUGUCCCACGGUGGGCAGGGGCCCAAGACCUGAAGGAAGGAAGGAAGGAAGGAAUAAGACUUCCUGUCCCUGGAGUUAUCUUAGAAAAAGCUGGACAACAGGAGCUGGAUGGAGCCCCGGGGGCCAGGCUGUCCAACCCCCAGCUCCAGUGUGGGAGCCUGGGGCCCCAUGGAGAGCCAGCCUGGCAGGAUGACUUCCGAGUGUCCCAGGCUCUGAGGCCUUGUGCUUCUGUGGUUCAUGGUCAAACUCAGGCAGCACCGUCGAGGUGGACUGGGUGGACUUGGCCCUGGGUAGGCUGGAUCUAAGGGACAUUUCCCCCACCCCUCAACCAAGGGCAGAGAGGCAGAGCAGGAAAAGAGACACUGAGCAGGAGCUGUCCUGCUUUUGAGGACACAGAGAUGCCCCCCGCCGACAUAGCAGGGCAAGUGUCCAUCCCGGUGCUGAAGCCUCCCCGCCCCCUGGAAACAGUCAGUCCCCCUUGUUCUGAGGCCUUCCCGUGGUGCCUCCUCUGUUUUCCUGAUGGGGGCCAGAGCUCAUUCACAGCUGCCUUCCCCAUGCCUGCCCAACCCAUGGGAGGUGGGGUCACUCAGCCAACGGAAGUUUAUUGAGCACCUACUGUGUGCCAGGCUCUGCUCUCUCCGGAAGCAGUGAGCCCAUGAACUCCCUGGUUGGUGGAGUUUACAUCCUAGUGAGGAGACAGAGAGUGAGCAAAGGAACGGACCGUGGAACAUCCACCAGCCACAAGGGCUACGGGAAGAACACCGGUAAGGGCGGUAGAGGGGGACAAGUCUAGAGGGGCAGUCAGGGCGACACUGGGGCCGAGGGACCCGAGGGAGAGAGAGUUAGGAGAGGGCUGUGUGAGGCCCCAGGCCACACACAGCAAGAGCCCAGCCCUUGGGAUUGGAAGAUCCUGGCGAUGCACGCAGGAGGCGGGAGCGCCCCGACUCGUGGAGACUGGGGGGCUGAGUGCAAGGGCAGCAAGGCUGCGGCGGGGUUGCCCUGCAGGUCAGAGGGGGCACUGUUCAUCUACUCCCCACGGGGCAGGACCAGUGGCGUGGCGGGACUUCCUCUGGCUGGCUUAUGGGAUGCAACAUAGUGUGCCACUCCUUCCUGCCACGCCAUCAGCGGUGUCACAGAGCAGCCAGGGUGGCCCUAUUUCCACAGCCCGGACGUUGGCCAGCGAUGCACCAAUGAACUCUGCCCCCUCCCCAGCCGGUUUGCAACCAUCACCCUCCCGGCCAGUUUGGAGUUGGGUGGUGCUGGGAUCUGACUUAAAGGUUUUGCAACGGAAGUGGGACAGUCGGAGGGCGAAAGGGAGGAGGGGGGAGAGCAGCGAGCAGGUUCGCGCAGUCCUCUGGGCUCCAGGCACCGGAGGAGAGGGAGAGGGCAGGUGGGAAUCUGUUCCGAAUGAGAGCUGCUGGAGGUCAAGGGCGGGACUGGACGUGGGCUUAUGGGAAAAGAAGUCCAGAUGUGCCGGCGUUUGGGUCCAGAGCAACUCGCGCAUGGGUGCUCCAUUGACUGGAUGGGAAAGACGAGGGAAGCAGGGGCUGGGGUGAGACGUGAGCUCUGCGACACGCAGGACCCCCAGAAGAGAGGUCAAGUGGGUUUGGGACCCCUGAGCCACAUUCCUCAUGGAGGUCCCAACUGGGGACAGAGAUGUCAGGAGGGGUUGAGGGGACUACAAGAGCCUGUCCAGGAGAAGGUGGCAGGAAAGGGGAAGGGAACAAAAACCAGAGCCCAGGACCUCCGCGGCAUUCACGGAAUGGGAGAAGGACCCAGCAAAGGGGACUGGGGACAUAAGAGCCAGGAGAGUGAAACCAAAUUGCUUUCUGGCCCACUGUUUUCUUUUUCUUUCUUUCUUUUUCUUUUUUAAAAUUUUUCUUUAUUUACUUGACAGGCAGAGAUCACAAGUAGGCAGAGAGAGAGGGGGAAGCAGACUCCCUGCUGAGCAGGGACCCCCCCCCCCCCUAUGUGGGGCUCGAUCCCAGGACCCUGGGAUCAUGACCUGAGCCGAAGGCAGAGGCUUAACCCACUGAGCCACCCAGGCGCCCCUCUUUUUUAAAAAAAAAAAAAGAUUUUUUUUUAAGUACUGUCUGCACCCAUGUGGGGCUCGAACUCACAACCGCGUGCUCUGCCAGUGACUGAGCCAACGAGGUGCCCCUAUUUUUUAUUUUUUAAACUAAGCAUGAGGAAUGUGUAGAGGAAGGACAUUGGGGCGCGGUGACCAGGCAGUCCCCAUUCCUCUGGGAACAGAAUCCCUCUUCCCCUUGGAGAACCCAUUGGAAAGGACUCAGGCGGUCGGGCCAACCCUCUAGUCUUAGGGAUGGACACAUGCCCAGGCCCCCGCAGUCGGAGGGCCCCUGCCUCCUCGUCCUCUGUGAUUGGCUCAGGAAUGAGCACGUGACCGGACUGUGCCUAUGAUGUGUGAUCCCCGGUACUUCCGGGUGGGAGCUGUGGGUCGAUGCCCCUUCUGCCAGGGUUGCUAAGCUGGGGCAGCCGUUGUCCUGGGGAGGCUAAUGACCUGGCCUGCUGCGUCAUGGUGGGGCCCAGUGCCGAAAGAAAAUGCAGGGCCCCUUGCUCAGAAAGAAGGAAAAAGUGCCAUGGAAAGGACAUAGAAUGCUGUCACUCUUUUCUGCAGGCUUACACUCUGCUUGUCACGGUGGUUUUUUAUUUGCUGCUUAAUGUCAUUCUAAGUAAAGAAAAAUAAAAAUCUUUAAAUGAUUAG